AUGUCUGACUCUGGCCUCAUGAGGAAUGGAAGCCUGUCCCUCUGCACUGAAUUCACACUGGUGGCCUUUUCUUCUCUAGCAGCUGUCCUCUUCUUUGUGUUCUUGGUUUUCUAUUUGUUUACAGUGGGAGGAAAUCUCAUCAUCAUCUGUGUGAUCUGGGCCACCCCUUCCCUGCACACUCCCAUGUACUUCUUCCUGAUCAACCUCUCUUUUCUGGAGAUGUGUUAUAUCAGCAGUGUGGUACCUCAGAUGCUGGUGCAUCUACUGGUGCAUCCUAAGACCAUAAGUGUGAGAGGCUGUGCAGCUCAGAUGUAUGUAUUCACCAUCUUGGGACUGACAGAAUGCUGCCUGCUGGCUGCCAUGGCUUAUGAUCGCUUUGUGGCUAUUUGUUACCCACUGCAUUACACUCUGCGGAUGGGCCCUUUGGUCUGCUUGAAGUUGGCUGGGGCAUCUUGGAUGACUGGAACAGUGGUGGAGUCGGUACAGACCACAUGGAUCUUCACUCUGCCUUUCUGUGGAGCAGGAAAAAUUCAGCAUUUCUUUUGUGACAUCAUGCCUGUGGUGAAACUGGCAUGUGUGGAUACCUCCCAGAAUGAAAUUGUGAUAUUUAUCGUUUCCCUCAUCUUCAUUAUGAGUCCCUGUCUCUUCAUCCUGUGCUCCUAUGUGCGCAUCCUUCUGACCAUCUUGAGAAUGCCUUCAGCAGCUGGCAGACACAAAGCUUUCUCUACCUGUUCCUCUCACAUUCUAGUCGUUUCUCUUUUCUAUGGCACUGCCUUGUUCACUUAUCUCCAACCCAAGAGUUCACACACCCCAGACGCCGACAAGGCUACUGCUCUCAUGUACACUGUGGUCACCCCUGCUCUGAAUCCUGUUAUCUACACGCUAAGGAACAAGGAAGUGAAAGAAGCCUUUCGAAAGGUAACACAGAGGAAGCUCCUUAGAUAA
This is a messenger RNA of Onychomys torridus (southern grasshopper mouse), 945 nucleotides long. RefSeq names its product olfactory receptor 10A4-like. Gene Ontology annotation, molecular function: G protein-coupled receptor activity; olfactory receptor activity. Lineage: Eukaryota; Metazoa; Chordata; Mammalia; Rodentia; Cricetidae. Gene Ontology annotation, cellular component: membrane. Gene Ontology annotation, biological process: G protein-coupled receptor signaling pathway. The record is from RefSeq and is a predicted model, not a curated record.